UCUAAAAUUUAACUGAAUUAAAUCUCCUGUCAGUUUUUUGAUCUGCUGCUCUGUAAAGUUUUCUGUGUUUCAGAAACUCUGAGUAACAUCAGAAAUCCUCCCAAAAUCUUCUGUUAAAGGUGGAAUCCUGGAACCUGGAUAAGUAACAGAAAAAACGUUUCAUCUGCGCGAUUUCAGUUGACAUAUGAGCUGAAAAAACGAUCCGACAUCAACAGACCGAACUCAUCACCACAGACCGGCAUCAUCCCUCUUAUGAGAGUUCCUUCAAACUGUCAGAGGAAUAUCAGCUUGUUGACCUUUGACCCUGAUGGAGACCAUGUUCAAUGCAGAUAUGGAUCCAGUCCCGAUAACUAUGAGUGCUACACCUGCACAUGGUCGCCUGUCCUCAGUCUGUCAUCAUCUUGUUCUCUAUCAUUCAGUCCAACCAGCAGCAGCAAUGAAGGUUCAUAUGCAGUUCAGCUGAUGAUGGAGGAUUUUCCCAGACAGACCAUCAAUCUGACUCGAUACGAUGGUUCAACGUCUUCAUGGAGCCCCAGCAGCUUCAUGAGCCAAAUCUCUGUCCAGUUUGUUUUUAAAGUGGAUCCUGCAGCUCCGUCCUGCACAGCAGGUGAAUAUCUGCCCAGGUUUCUGCCUCCAACUCCUGAACAUGGAGCUCAGUUCUUCAUAGACGUUAAUGAGAUGAUAGAAAUCAACAUCAGAGCAGAGGCGACUCAGUCUGAGAUCACUGAGCUGCUGUUCAGCGGACCGGUCAGCAUGACCAAGAAUUCAUCUGGUUCAGGAUAUUUCACCCUGACAUGGACGCCGUCUUUCAGUCAAUAUGAUGACAAUGAAACCCAUCCCAUCUGUUUUACUGUCCAGGCAAAUGCCUCCAGUUCUGUCUACCAGUCUGAGCUUCGAUGUGUCCUUGUGAGGGUUGGAAACAUACCUUCUAUAGCAACUCCAAGUCCUCCUCCCAAAACAUCUCGUCUUACGGUUGUGAAGCUGAAGAUCUCGACUACGCUGCCACUGAAAGACAAGGAUGAAAUCGAGAAGGCGAUUAAAGGUAAACUGGUUGCAGGAAAGCUUCCUGCAGACAUAAAGGUCCGUCUGCUCAGAGUCGGCCCAGCUAAUAAAACGGCCGCCCCCUAGUGGCCAAAUGGGAGAAUGAAUCUAAUCUCUGCAGGAAAUGUGAUUUAAUCUGUUUUUACUUGUAUAUUUUAGUUACUUCAGGGACUUUUGGUUGUUUUCAGUAAAUUUAGUCUGUGUUAAUAGAUUUUCUUUUUAUAAAAUAGGGAAACUUUCACAAAUUGUAUAUUGAUAGAUUAUCAAUAUAAAGUAAACCAAUGUAAAUAAGGUCAAUAUUUAUAUUUACUGAGGGAUUACUACUCUGUGUUCAUGUGUAUCAUUUGUAUCUCUGGGAUUUUUAUUCAGCUUAAUAUUUUAAAUGCACUGUAAAACAUUUGAGCCAUAUUGAGUUGUGUCUACUAUCUUCACUCUUUAAGUCAAAUAAAUUCAGCCAGUUUUAGAUUUUGAACCUAAAUGUGAGUUUGU
Messenger RNA from Poecilia latipinna (sailfin molly), 1530 nucleotides. RefSeq lists its product as uncharacterized. Bases 253 to 1128 code for a protein of 291 amino acids. The transcript is spliced from 9 exons. NCBI's taxonomy places the organism in Eukaryota, Metazoa, Chordata, Actinopteri, Cyprinodontiformes, Poeciliidae. The record is from RefSeq and is a predicted model, not a curated record.